CGGUCCCUAAGCACAUUCGCUCACACACCCUCCUUCGUCACUUCAAGACAUCCCCACCACCCACCCUUCAAAAUGUACAAGCUGGUCGUAUUCGCCGCUGUCCUGGCCGUCACCGCCGCCGCCCCCGGAAUCUACGGAGGCCUGGCCGCCCCCGGCAUCUACGGAGGCCUGGCCGCCCCCGUCUCCCCAUGGGGCCACGGCAUCGUCGGCGCCCCCCUAGUGAGCGCCCCAAUCGUCAAGGCUGCGGUGCCAGUGGCCACCUCCUACGCUAACUCUGUCAGGAUCGCUUCCCCCGCUGUGGCUGUGGCGCCCCAGUAUGCCGUGGCUGCCCACGCUCCCGUGAUCGCAGCGCCCUACGGCCACGCCUGGUGAGCUGCCUCCUAGGCCCGCUAGCCCCACCCGGCCAGCCCAGGCCCCAUUACCCAGGCCUACACCAUCUGGGCCCAACCCGAGUGCAACA
This is a messenger RNA of Ostrinia furnacalis (Asian corn borer), 460 nucleotides long. RefSeq lists its product as hypothetical. The transcript is spliced from 3 exons. The coding region runs from base 73 to 372 and encodes 99 amino acids. The record is from RefSeq and is a predicted model, not a curated record. NCBI's taxonomy places the organism in Eukaryota, Metazoa, Arthropoda, Insecta, Lepidoptera, Crambidae.